Saccostrea echinata is the source of this 6363-nucleotide messenger RNA. Its product is annotated as chitin synthase chs-2-like. The record is from RefSeq and is a predicted model, not a curated record. Gene Ontology annotation, molecular function: chitin synthase activity. The transcript has 16 exons. Gene Ontology annotation, cellular component: cell septum; cell periphery. Bases 1 to 5079 code for a protein of 1692 amino acids. Lineage: Eukaryota; Metazoa; Mollusca; Bivalvia; Ostreida; Ostreidae.
AUGUGUAAACAGCUUAACCCCUCUAGAAAGUUUUUUAACCCGGGAGGCCUGACUUUUCCGGACGAAGAAGAAGACGGUGCCCCAAUCCCUAUGAAUACAAUGCAGAACACUGAUGGAGGGCUGUCAAACCCUGCGUACACGGAAGACGAGGAAUCUACCGCGUCAUCAAGCCACGAGCAUUCCAUCGAGGAGGAUGAAGUUUUUGAUGAUGAUCCACCUAGUUACAAGUCCAGGGAAUCACACGAUGAUGUUGACAGAGAAGUGAAAGACACAGGACCGAAACAUUAUAAAUGGGAUGUGUUCCGUUUGGCAUCGGACGACAAUAUAUCUGGAUCUGAAUUAGCUUGUUGGAACGCGUGUUUUGUCAUCAACAGAGUGGUACUGUGUGCAUUAAUUUUCUUUUUUGUUUGUGUGACGUCAGUGAUAUCAAAAUUUACUUUUAUUUUGAUGACAACAAACAUCUUUCCACCCAAUGGAGAACUUAAAAAUCCAGACAAAACUCUUAAAUACUUUAAAAACAGACAACUAACAAGCGUGGAAGUCACCUGGAUUUGGAGUCUCCUCAUUGCCAUUAUAGCGCCAUAUGUGUUUAUAGUAUUCAAAUACAUCCUGAUUCUCCUAUUCAAGAAAACAAGGAAACUGAAUUACAAAGUUUUGUUAGCAGCUCUGUGUAUAGAGACGCUACAUUCCAUAGGACUCUGCACAUUUGUUCUGGUGGUUCUACCUAGCUUUGAGCCAAUAUCUGCAACUCUUCUUUGCUCAAGCGUGUCAUUGGUGCCUGCCCUACUGAAAACAAUUUAUCCAGAAAGAACCUUGAAGAAAAUAGAAGAAAAAGACGAAAGUCGACUGCGAAUUGCUCGUGCUAUUAACACUCUAGCUAUUAUAUUCCAGAUGGCUAGUAUCGGCCUCUGGACUUAUUAUGUGUACCAUGCAUAUAAAUCAACGGACUCCCAUACAAUUACUAUGAUGGUCCUAGUAGCCUUGUCUCCCAUACUGGUGUCUGUAACCUGGUGGGAAAAUUAUGUCAAACAAGCCAAAUCCAAGAGCAAAAAUUCUAGUGAUCCCGAUGAGAAUUCCUCAGGUUUGAUGCGAUUGAAGUUAAACAUGAGACGUCACAGAGUAAAAGUUGGUUUCCUUGUCAACUUGUGGAAAAUCAUAAUGACAUUGCUUGUAAUGCCUAGCUUAUUGUUUGGGGGAUUCUGUAGCGAUAGGGAUACAUGCAUCGAUGUCUUGUUUCUUAGGACUGCUGGGGGAGCCAAUCUUACAACCAUCGUUAAUGCAACCAUGACAGACACAAGGUCAUUUGGAGAAGGCUGCAUCUCUUAUUUUCCUUUCAUGAUAUCAAUGGCAAACGUAUUGUCAAAUAUUAUAUGUUUUAAAGUUGCCAAAGCUGCAAGUAAGAUUGUGGCACAGAAAUUAUGUUUUGCCUUGCCCGUUGUUUUAUCAACCCCUAUUGUAAUAGGGUUCAUACUUGGUUUCUACUCGCAAACAAUAUCAAUAACCUUUGGAACAUGUAUUUUACCCAUGCCAGUUUGGUCUGAUACGAACAAAGAUCCCACAAUUCUGUUUGAUAUAAUAGAAACCUACUGGGUGGUUAUUGCUGCAGGAGCUCUUGGGUAUAUGUCCUUUCUCCUCGUCACAAACCACAUGUGGUCACCAAGUAAAGAAAGACUCAUCGCAACGGAUAGGUUAUUUGUACAGCCUUUGUUUAAUGGAGUCUUGUUAGACCAGUCCUUAUUACUCAACAGAAGACGAACAGACGAAGAGUUUAAAAGAGCCGAAGAGCAUAAUGAAUCAGAAAAGAAAGUUCCUAUCCCAGAAAAUGAAGAUAUAGAUGAAAAACAAGAGAUCGAUUGGUCAAUUCUGAGAAAAGAUGAUACACCGAUGAUAUACUUUUGUGCGACUAUGUGGCACGAGUCAGAGACGGAGAUGAUUCAAAUUCUGAAAUCGAUAUUUAGGCAAGAUGAGGACCAAUGUGCCAGGCGUCAUUUACAGAUGUUUCUUGGUAUCAAAGACCCGGAUUACUACGAAUUUGAAGCUCACGUGUUCUUUGAUGAUGCUUUCCAAGCACAUGGUGACGAGGACUUUAUCUACCAAGUCAAUGAUUUCGUCCAUCUUCUUGUUAAUUGCAUUGACAUAGCCGCCAGUGCUGUUCACAAGACGGUCAUGAUUAUCCCCCCACCAGUAAAAUAUCCAACCCCAUAUGGUGGACGCUUAGAGUGGCAGCUUCCCGGUGGAAACAAAAUCAUUGCACACCUUAAAGAUAAAGCAAAAAUUCGUCACAGAAAGCGCUGGAGCCAGGUUAUGUAUAUGUACUACUUCCUAGCUCACAAGUUAAUGAAUAUCCCAAAGAAAUCCAAAGCCCAACGCAGAGUAAUUGCAGAAAACACAUUUUUGCUGGCACUCGAUGGAGAUGUAGAUUUCCAGCCUAAAGCAGUUCAGUUACUGGUUGAUCGAAUGAAAAAGAAUCCAAAAGUUGGAGCAGCAUGUGGUAGAAUUCAUCCCAUUGGCUCAGGACCCAUGGUGUGGUAUCAACAGUUUGAAUACGCUAUAAGUCACUGGCUCCAGAAGGCAGCAGAGAAUAUAAUGGGCUGUGUACUCUGCAGUCCCGGAUGUUUUAGUCUAUUUAGAGGUUCCUCUGUGAUGGAUGAUAACGUCAUGAGAAGAUACACCACACCGCCAACUGAACCACAGCAUUAUGUGCAGUAUGACCAAGGCGAGGACCGUUGGCUCUGUACUCUUCUUUUGCAACAAGGAUACAAAGUGGAGUAUGUAGCCGCCAGCGAUGCCCUGACAUAUGCACCAGAAGGUUUCAACGAAUUUUACAAUCAACGCAGAAGAUGGUCUCCUUCAACAAUGGCUAAUAUUAUUGAUCUCUUGAUGGACUGGAAGAAUGUAACGAGGAAGAAUGAGGACAUUUCAAAGCUUUACAUUUUAUAUCAAACCUUUCUUAUGGUUUGCUCAAUUUUGACACCGGGAACAAUCUUUCUGAUGAUACUUGGCGCUAUCACCAUGGCUUUUCCAUCCAUUCCACCUUUCGCUGCCAUGACAGUCAAUAUUAUCCCAGUUAUUGGAAUGGUGAUUCUCUGCUUUGUUGCUAAAUCGAAUGUUCAGCUGACAUACGCCGCCAUUGUCUCUACUAUUUACUCGCUGUUGAUGAUGGUUGUUUUGGUGGGACUGUUGGUAGAGGCGGCAGGUGCUGGACUUUGUUCUGUAACCACGCUGUUCCUUCUAUUUGUUGCUGGUGUUUUUGUAGUUUCUGCUCUUCUUCACCCGCAGGAAUUUUUCUGUGUGUUACAUGGAUUCCUUUAUUUUCUGUCCAUUCCAUCAAUGUCGAUGCUUUUGAUGAUUUAUUCCCUCGGAAAUUUGCACGUUGUAUCAUGGGGAACAAGAGAAACGAAAGUAGCUGCUCCUCCGCCCCAGCAGGGAAACCAACCGACACAGCAAAAUAAAGUUCAAUCCUGGCUGAACAAGCUAGGAGUAGGAGAUAAUGCUGGAACAUCAGAUUACACAUUCUCUUGUGGGAAUCUUCUACGAUGCGUGUGUUGUCCUCACACAUCGGCCUCCCAUACAGAAGACAUGAGGUUUAGGGCUAUCUUGGAGAGGUUAGAUGAUAUUGAAUCGCGCAUGACAGAAGUAACACACAGUCGGAUUGACUCGAGUUCAGCAAUUAAUGUAAAGCUGGAAGAAGAAACUCUUCCAUUUUCAAAACAAAAUGGAAUAUUUGAAGGAGCAGUAGAAAGAACAAACCCAGCAUUCGUGGAAGAGAAGGACAAAAAACGUGAUGAAUUGAAAGACCCUUACUGGAUACAUGACGCAUCCUUGAAGGAGGGAGCUACCUGCUUCUUAUCUCAAGAAGAGAUUCAGUUCUGGAAGGAAUUUAUCCCACAGUAUCUCAAACCCUUAGAAGGAAACAAAGAGCAUGAAAAACAGGUACAACGGGAUCUAAUUGAGCUAAGAAAUAAAGUAUGUCUAGCCUUCCUGUUGAUGAACGCCUUAUUUGUGACUAUUGUGUAUGUACUAACUGAGGUCAACGCCAGUACCAGUCAGACUCUGUCAAUAAAACUACCCUGUGAAGUGAAUAACGGACGCCAAGGACAGGGUUAUAUUGAACCAAUAUCAUUCGCGUUUACUGCUAUUUUUGGUAUCAUGCUUUUACUUCAGUUUGUUUGCAUGCUUUUCCACCGGUUUUCUACGUUCAUACACAUAGCAGCCUCCACAGAGAUCCGCCUAAAAAGAAAAUUAAUUGAUACAAUGCGUAGAAGUGACAAAGGGCCUAAGGAAAUUGGGGUGGAAGAAGGUCUUCAGCUUGUUAAGGAGAUGCAGGCCCAGGAUAAUUCUGACACAAUGUCUCUAAUGUCUCAAGAGACAACAGUAAGUGAUGAUCUAGAAACAACCGGUCCCUCAAGGGGCAGAGAACUCUGGAAAAAAAUCGGCCAGCGACAAAGAAAAGCAACUAAUGGAAAAACACUAUCUCGUAAUUUUGCGAAAAAUUUUGCAAAGCUAAAUCUAGCAAUGCAAGAACAAGAUAAAUCUAGUACCAGAGGAAUAUCAGAACAAGACGAUUUAACAGAAGAUAAAGUGGCUGCUGUUCAGAAAGUUUUUAAAAACCGAUUCCAGAGGAAAUCUCUACUCACAAUUGUUACGCUAGCACAAAGUAAGCAAAAACAAGAAAUACAAAAAAGAGCAUCAUUGCUUAAGAAAAAGAAGGUCCAGUCAGCAUGGGUCGCUGCAGCAAAUAGAGUCAGACUUCAGGAACGAAUAAAAGCACGAGAAAAUGGAGAAGGUGAUAGCAGUAAAGUGGGAUUUGCAGAAGUAAUGAAAACUGCUGCUGCUUUGGAGAGAAAGAAGAAACUUUCUAUGCAACAGAGAAAAGAAGAGAAAUACAUGGCUGAAAUAGACGAAGAAGAAGAACCAAAGCCAAAGAAACACAUAAAUGAGAGAAAAGCCCGGAUAUCAGUAGACAAUGUGUCGGAAUGGCCCGCUGAGCAUGCGUAUGCUGUACAACCAUCGGGAGACGCAGCAGAAGGAGACGCAGAGUCAGAAGGAGACUAUGCUAACGCUGAUGUAUUGUUUUAAUCGCCAUAAUUUAAUAUGAUACAAUCUGUGAUAUAGACGUGAGGUGUAGAUAAAAUAUAUAUUAAUGUUUGAUUUCGCUAUUUUAUACAUUUUUAUAUUAUAUAUAUUUUAAACCAUUUCAUAUGUCGUUUGUAUUAAUGCAUCUUUAUUCCGGAUAUAUUACCUUGUCCGUCUUUUUGAAGUUGAAUAGCUAUUUAUUGGAAACUACUUAAUACAUACUAAGAUUUUAUUAGUGGAAGCAUUGACAAAAUAUUUUUUAUAAUCCUCAGAGCCCUGUCUCUGUGAAACCAAAGCAAGAUCAAACGUCCCUCCAAAAGAUUUAAAAAAAAUGCUUUAUAUACCCAGCGAACAAGCUAAUUGUGAUUUAAAAAUUAAGUUUUAAGUUAAAGACCAAUUUACAUGUAUUAUUUAUAUAUUUUAAAUAAUGAAUUCAUUAUCAUGGAUGGCCUAUGUUUAUUAAAGCUUCAAAAAAAAAAAAGAAGAUAUUUAGGUUAACAGGAUACAAAAUGCUCUACAUUGUAAUGAGCCUGGGUUCAUCAAAUUGUAAAAUUAAUUUGUAAAGUAAUCUGUGUAUUAGAACUUUGUGAAAUGCACAAUUUGAGCAAUUUGUCUACUAUUGUUGUACAUCAAAAAUAAAUGUGCAAAAUUGCACAUUAAUCAUCAAUAACAUUUUCAAAUUCAGGUUAGAACAAUUCAUGGAUUACUAAGGUUAAUUGGUCUUUUGAUCUCUUUCGAUAUUCAUCGAUUUGAAACUGGAAAUGUGGUACUGUACUUGAAAUACAAAUGUAAUACAAUUUUAAAUUGAAUACUAAUAUAUCAUAUUAGUUGUCAUAUUAUUAGCAAAUUUAAAGGACAUGAGUUUUCAUGCUUUUCAAGAAAUACUAAUGAUGUAGAAUUUUUACAAGAGUUGACCCGUGUUUGGCCUUUGCUGCUAUGGUUCCCUUUUAUCGUAGACACUGUUACACAGUUUUGAAAUUUAGCAGAGAUAACUUUGCAUGUAAUGAUAACAUAUAAACAAUAAAAUGUAUUAUCUCAGAUCACAAAGAAUAUGUUCAAAGAAUUUUAUUGUUGCAUCACAAAUGAAUAGAUGAGUGAUUACCAAUGAAUUAAGUGUCUCUGGCAAAGCAAUUGAUGGACCGUGAACACAGAGAUCAGGCCCUCAUACAACAAUGCAAAAAUCACAUAAUCAUCAGACAUUCAAAUCAAGGUUCAAAGUUCAAAGUAAAAAAAACCUUGACUCUUAGAGGUAUAGAGGUCAAGCCUUGACCCAGGGAGGAUGCAAAA